GUGGACAUGCUGGUGAUAGGCGGAGGAAUGGUGUUCACGUUCCUCAAGGCGCGGGGAUUGAGCGUGGGGUCUUCCCUGGUUGAGGACGACAAACUCGACCUCGCGCGCGAGCUGGAGAAGACGGCGGCUUCCAAGGGCGUCGAGAUCAUCUUGCCCACUGACGUGGUGUUGGCCGACUCGUUCUCCGCCGACGCUAACACACAGGUGGCGUCCGUGGACGCCAUCCCCGACGGCUGGAUGGGACUGGACAACGGGCCCGACUCCACCUCGCUCAUCCAGAGUAAGCUGGCCGACUGCAAGACAGUGAUCUGGAACGGGCCGAUGGGAGUGUUCGAGUACGAGGCGUUUGCCAAGGGAACGUUUGCAGUGGCUGAAACUCUUGCAGCGGCCACGGCGAAGGGUUGCAUCACCAUUAUCGGAGGCGGAGACUCGGUGGCUGCUGUCGAACAGGCUGGACUAGCGGACAAGAUGUCGCACAUCUCCACCGGCGGAGGCGCGUCUCUCGAGCUUUUGGAGGGGAAGGUUCUGCCGGGUGUUGCUGCGCUCGACCCCAAGGACUAGUGGAUAUUUAUGCGUUGACAUGUAUUCGAUCCAAUCGAACCUUAGUUGCCAAAUGGGUCCCGAAUUGGUAGGAUGCAAUCCCUUUCCACAGGCGAACCAGCUUCGCUGCUUCUCCGCUUGGCUCUGACUGGUCCCGAUCAAGAACAUUCUGGUCCAGCCCAUGAUCGGCGUUGAUCAUGUCAGAUCACAGCUUCUCAGCACUUGCGUCGUUCGGGCAGAACGGAGGCUACGCUCGUGUAGCAGUAGCGACCACAUCCGCCCAGACUUCCUUUAUUUUGUACGUCGGCGGUGUUUUGCGGCUUUUCGGACGAGAGCGUGGGAGGUUUUAUUUAGCAUAGAGCGGAAAGAGCAGUCGGUCGUUGCCGCCACAUGUACAGUAUUCCCGUAUUAGGGCAAGUUGGCGGCAUUGACCGACAAUCUUUGUUUUGUAGUGUUGUGUUUAUUUACGGCGGCGCGGUGGUAUCUUUGCUUGUUUGCGA
Messenger RNA from Ectocarpus sp. CCAP 1310/34, 1040 nucleotides. NCBI's taxonomy places the organism in Eukaryota, Phaeophyceae, Ectocarpales, Ectocarpaceae. The record is from the annotation of a GenBank genome assembly.